This is a messenger RNA of Myxozyma melibiosi, 1560 nucleotides long. RefSeq lists its product as uncharacterized. Lineage: Eukaryota; Fungi; Ascomycota; Lipomycetes; Lipomycetales; Lipomycetaceae. The record is from RefSeq and is a predicted model, not a curated record. Bases 126 to 1358 code for a protein of 410 amino acids. The transcript has a single exon.
CUGGAUUGGGAGUUGCUCUCUUCUUCUUCUCUUCUAUAUAUCUUGUAUAUCUUCUAUACUUCUUGUAUCUUAUAUCUUAUAUAUCUUAUAUCCUCUUCUAUUACAUCUCUCUUCUUUCUGCAGCUAUGGGCGUCCCCCUCUGGAAACCCCGCCACGACUCCCUCCCCUCCGUCCCCACAUCACUGCCCUCGCUCUCCUCCUCCAAACCACCCUCCUCCUUCCCAUCCUCCUCCUCCCCCUCCUCCCCCUCCUCCUCCACCGUCGACCGCUCCUGGCGCAGACCAAACCACUCCUACCCCAACUCCCUCCACCCCCUCCGCCGCUCCCCGCUCUUCCACCACCACCACCACAACCACUCCCUCCACGCCGAUCUCGCCGACUCCCGCGACUGCAUCCGCCACGACUCCGACUUUGACGAGAUCGCUGAGCCAUUCGAGGAAGACGACUACUCCUCCGAACUCGAGCCUCUUGGACGCACUUACAUCGCUCGCGAGGCCACCGCAGAGCAGCAUGACCGCCGCUACCCCUUCCGUCGCAGCCUGAUCGCUCGCGCUCCCGCUCCUUCCUCCUCCUCCUCCUCCUCCUCCUCUUCAUCCGCGUCAGCAUCCUCCGCAACCUCGUUCAACCCCUCCUCCUCUCCGCGCCCGCGCCACACCCCGAUCGCCUCCGAACUCGCGCUCAACCGCACGCUCAUGGACUACGUCCACCGCCUCCGCCGCCUCCGCGAAGACAGCGACGAAGCAACCUACUUUGCUCCCCCCGCAGACUCCGCCACCACCUCCACCUCACACUCGAUCCCCGACAUGCGUCGUCCGUCCGAGUUCAGCGCGGUGGUCGAUCAAAUCCGCGCGAUCGGCGCCGUGCACGACUCCGAGCUCUCGCGGACAGCCUCCGACGCGAUCUCGGCUGCGGCCGCCGCCGCGAACUCGUCGCCCACGCAGCGGUAUUUCUCGUCGUUGGACCUGGACGGGUUUUAUAGCAGCCGGCUGCGUCUGCGGCGGAACGCGUACGCGGCGCACGCGAACCAGUCGGACGAUAAUCUGCCGACGUAUGAUCGAAAUUUCAAUUUCAGCCAUAUCAGUUUCUCGCCCGAGCUGGACUCUGUGAUUCCCGACGCGCGCGGGGACUACGACGCGGAGGCGGAGGGAGACGAGGACUGCGAUGUCGAGGGCGAGGAAAGAACUUCUGCGGAGUUUGAUGCUAGUCUGCGGACGAGCAGUGAUCCGGAAGUACGCGACUUGCUCCAUCGGUUCGAGCUCUUGGACGACCGGAUAGAUCUGAUUCGGAUGGCGCGGAGGGAGUUGAUGUUGAUAGAGCUGGAGGCGAAUUGGACGUUGGACGCGAUGCAUAUUUCGUAGAUGUGCAGGAGUGCAGUAGUGCUGAUUCGCAGUUUUGUUUGUGGUAAUACGCAGUUUUGGGUCUUUCUUCUCUCUUCUUUUUCUUUUUCUUUAUAAUUCGUUUGGGUUGGGAUCGGUUUAUUUUGCUGGAUUGCACAAGUGUACUUUUAUAUAUUUCCGACUAGCGCUGUUUGUAGUAAUAUUUACAAAUACUCAUUCAUAU